This is a messenger RNA of Protopolystoma xenopodis, 402 nucleotides long. The record is from the annotation of a GenBank genome assembly. Lineage: Eukaryota; Metazoa; Platyhelminthes; Monogenea; Polystomatidea; Polystomatidae.
AUGGGCGAGGAUUUCCUAUCCAUUUCGUCGUGGAAAGUUGAGUUGAUCAUCGCCACUCAAAUCCGAAUUUCCGAUCGGCACCAUCUCUCAACGGUCACAACGGCCUCGAGUGACAUCGCUUUCUCAUCUCUUUUCCGCACAGGCGCCUUCAUUGCAAUCGACAUUCUUCUGGAAAGGUUGCAUUAUGAGAAGACCGUCGACGUUUACGGUGUCGUGUGUGGCAUGCGGAGGCAACGCAACUUCAUGGUGCAAACAGAAGACCAAUACAUCUUCAUCUAUGACGCCAUCUUGGAGGCGGUAACCGACGGCAACACGGAGGUGUUGGCGCGCAAUUUGUACACCCACGUCCAGCACCUGGGAGUACAACAACAAGGUAACCGAACUGUUUACUGUCUGAUCUGA